Cervus elaphus (red deer) is the source of this 4187-nucleotide messenger RNA. It is a transcript of the gene FASTKD4, whose product is annotated as transforming growth factor beta regulator 4. Bases 203 to 2104 code for a protein of 633 amino acids. The transcript has 11 exons. Gene Ontology annotation, molecular function: RNA binding. NCBI's taxonomy places the organism in Eukaryota, Metazoa, Chordata, Mammalia, Artiodactyla, Cervidae. Gene Ontology annotation, cellular component: mitochondrial matrix; ribonucleoprotein granule. The record is from RefSeq and is a predicted model, not a curated record. Gene Ontology annotation, biological process: mitochondrial RNA processing; regulation of mitochondrial mRNA stability.
ACUUCCGGCCGGGCGGCAGGCGGCGAGCCUCGCUUCCUGCGGCGCUCCGAGUGACGUAAACGAGCGCGCCGCGCAGCGUGGACCGAGGGCAGUACUGGGGCGCAUGGAGGUCAGCGGCGGAGUUCGCGGUAGCGGCGGUGGCGGUGGCGCCGGCUUUGGAGUCACUUGCUAGGAGGCUCCCCUCGCUGCCGCCCGGGCCACCAUGGCCGCUCGACUGGUGAGGCGAUGCACAUGCCUCCUAAGGGAGGCCACCCGCCUGGCCCCUGCUGUGUCCCCCGUCAGCCAGCUGAGACUCCCCCAGGGAACCCAGAAGCCGCUGACUUCCUCAGCUACCUCGCCCAGCUCCCGCCUCCCAGGUCCCUUGUCAGAGCUUGUGGAGAAGGAACAGGUGUUUGCUCCCUAUCCUGGGCGCCAGGAGGUGGAGCAGCUCAUCGAGAAGGCCACCCAGCCCGAGGAGCUCCUGGAGCUUCUGGGGGGUGGUCACUGUCUGCAGCAGAACCACGCCGCCCUCGCGCUUAUCCAGCUCUCUCGCCUACUCUCUGAGAAGCCAAAAGACAAAGCCACACUCAUACAGGAUGCUCGCUUUUGGCAACUUCUCCAUCUUGUCAACAGCCAGAUAACUGUAAUCUGGCAUGGGACCCUUGUGAAGCUGCUCCGGAGCCUCUACGCACUGGGGCUCCCCGCCACCUCCAAGGAGCUGCGGUCAGUGGAGCAGGAGGUCCGCUGGCGCAUGCGCAGGCUCAGGUACAAGCAUCUGGCCUUCCUGGCCGAGUCCAGCGCCACCUACAUGCAGGAGCAGGGCUCCCAGGAGCUGCUGGCUGAGCUGCUUGUGCACCUUGAGCGGCGCUGGGCAGAAAUUGAAGACAAACGCACGGUGGUGGCCAUGAUGAUGAAAACUGGGCAUCUUUCGGAGUCUCUGAUGAACCGCCUGGAAGACAAGUGCCUGGAGCUGGUGGAGCAGUUUGGCCCUGAGGAGCUGCGGAAGGUGCUGGUGACCUUGGCGGCUCAGAACCGGAGAUCGGUGCCCUUGCUGCGGGCCAUCUCUUACCACCUGGUCCAGAAGCCAUUCCCCUUGACUAAAAGCAUCCUCCUGGACCUGGCCUAUGCCUAUGGCAAACUCGGCUUCCACCAGACCCAGGUGUUCCAGCGCCUGGCAGCCGACUUGCUGCCCCACACGCCAAGCAUGACGUCCAGCGAGGUAGCCCGCUGCACCAAGUCCUUCGCCUUCCUUAAGUGGCUCAACCUGCCCCUGUUUGAGGCCUUCGUCCAGCACGUCUUGGACAGAGCCCAGAGCAUCACUCUGCCACACCUGUGCAACAUGCUGCUGGCUUUCGCCCGUGUGAACUUCCGUCCAGAGCGGGAGGAUCCAUUCUUCAGCCUGGUGCAUGAGAAGCUGGGGUCAGAGCUGGUGGGCCUGGAGCCAGCCCUGCAGGUGGACGUGGUGUGGGCCCUGUGUGUGCUGCAGCAGGUGCAGGAGGCCGAGCUGCAGGCUGUGCUCCGCCCUGAAUUUCACGCCCAGUUUCUAGGUGGCAAGUCCUCAAAGGAUCAAAGCACCUUCCAGAAGCUGCUGCAUAUCAAUGCCACUGCCCAGCUGGAGCAGCACCCUGAAUACACAGGACCCCUUCUGCCUACCUCAGCCUUGGUCCCCAGUCCCUCGGCCCUUGAACAGAAGAUGACCCCAUUGCAGAAGGAGCUGCAGGAGACGUUGAAGGGGCUGCUGGGGAGUGCCGACAAGGGCAGCUUCAUGGUGGCCACGCAGUAUGGCUGGGUUCUGGAUGCUGAGGUACUGCUCGACACCGAGAGCCAACUCCUGCCCCUGAGGGACUUUGUGGCCCCCCAUCUCGCCCCCUCCUCUGGCAGCCAGCCACUCCCCCCUGGGGCCAAGAGGCUAGCCUUCCUUCGCUGGGAGUUCCCCAACUUCAACAGCCGAAGCAAAGACUUGCUGGGGCGCUUCGUGCUGGCCCGGCGCCACCUGCUGGCCGCUGGCUUCCUGCUGGUCGACGUCCCAUACUAUGAGUGGAUGGAACUCAAGUCUGAAUGGCAGAAGAGCGCCUAUCUCAAGGACAAGAUGCGCAAAGCCGUGGCAGAGGAGCUGGCCAAAUGACCUGCCCCAUAGCAAGGACUGUGUGCCCAGGGGGCCGGACUUCUCCAGAGGCCUAGCCAUGGGCACUGGGUGGGCAAGAGGUGGCAUGCUCUAGGACAGACCUCAGUGCAGGACCUUGGCGUUGGAAGUGGGGAAGUGGGCCGGUGGCCAGCAUCUCUGAGUAGCAGGUCAUUCUCUCAUGAGUAAUAAAUUCUUAAUCAACUGCCCAACUAUCCCGGCUUCUCUGCCACCCACAGAGGAUCCCUCUCAUAUACAUUUGUGCACGGCUGGCCUGUUGCUCGGAAGCCUGCAGUCAGCCCCCGUACAGGCUGAGUCCUGGAGUUCUGAACGUCAGCAUGUGAGGACCUUCCCGGGGAGGCCAGUUGGGUUUUCAGUGCAUGGCAUCCUGGGAGGUCCCCUCCCAUCCGAUGGUCUUGGGUGAGUGGGGCACCCUGGCGGCCUGUGCUGCCAUGUGGUAUAAGUGCCAGUCCCUCAGGAGGCACUGGCUCUGAGAAGAAGAAAGGAGUGUACUUGACUGACACUGCAGGGCCAGAAGAGACCCCUUGCUGUCCUUACACCUGGACCAGAGUGCCAUGGUGGUGUGCCGCCGCUGUGGUAACCAUCUGCCUAAGGAGCCCAGAGCCCCCUUCACCACAUCAGCAGCAGCGUUACAAGGACUUCCCCGGCAGUGUAGGGCUUAAGACUCCUUGCUUCCACUGCUGGGGGCCCAGGUUCAAUCCCUGGUUGGGGAACUAAAAUCCCACAAGCCAAGUACCAAAGCCAAAAUAAAGGCUUUCUAGCUUCUAGUCCGUCAUAAGAGACUUUGCUGUGGAGCUGAGCAGAGAAGGGCCAUCUGGCUUCUCUGGGCCCCGCUUUCAACUCAUCCCCACUCCCUCCAAAGUGGUCCCUCAGAAAGCAAGUCACACAAGCUUUGGGUUAUUAGCUCACAGGAUGUGGGUGCUUGGCACUCGGAACAGGCUGGCUGAGGUUCUUGGCCCAGAGAACAAAACAGCCAAGAUGGCUUUUUGAAGCCGGUGACUCAGAGCCCAGACAAAGUGAGGGAGUGGAGAAGAGUAUACCAAAGUGAAGGGCCAGGAUGGACAAGCAUCAGGGGUGCUGAGCCAGUUUUGGGGACCUCUGGGAGCACCCACAAAGGAAAGCUCAUGUUCACCAUUCGGGAUCUGUGGCUUGUAGUUGAGAUACUUUUUCAGAUUGCCUGCAGCUGAGAGAAACUACACAGUGCUUCCUGUGCCCUCUGCCAGUUUCCUCAAAGGUGAUGGGCACAUAUCACACCAGGAUACUGACUGACAAGAAUAAAAGUCCAUGCGCAGGACACCUGCAUCACCACCAGGACACCUCAUGUUGCCCUUUAUAUUCAUACCUACCCCCUUGGCCUUGAGCCAACCGGUAGCUACCAACAUGUCCUCCAUUUCUAUUUUGUUACUUGGAGAAUGUUCCGUACAGGAAUGAUGUAGUAUAUGGAGAAUGUUCCGUACAGGAAUGUAGUAUAUGAAGUUUGGAAAUUGGAUUUCUUCAUAGGCACAGUUCUCUGGAGUUUGAUCCGGUAGGUCCUUCCUUGUUAUUGCUGUUAGACUGUGGUUCAGUCCCAUGUGUGGGUGUUUGUGUAAACCCAAGUUUUCAUUUCUCUGGGACAAGUGCCUGUGAGUACAGCUGCUGGGUCAUAAGGGAUUUAUAUGCUUCUUAAGAAAUCGCCACAGGGUUUCCCAAAGGUUCUGCACCACGUUACAUUCCCACCAACAGUGUGGGAAGCCAUGAAGUUCACGUCCCUGCCAGCCUAUGGCGUUCUCAAGCCGGAGCAGUUCCGAUGGGUGUGGAGUCAUCUUUUUACUUGCAUUUGCCUAAUGGCUAGGGAUAUGGAACACUUAACCUGACUUCUAGUCAUCUUGGUGGGUAUAAGGUGGUAUCUCACUGUGGCUUUGAUUUUCAUUUUUCCAUUAUGACUAAUGGUGUCUUUUCAUGUGCUUAUGGCCUAUUUACAUGUAAUUUUUGGAGACACACCUGUUCAAACCCUUUGUCCAGUUUUUAACUAGGUUGUCUUACCGAGUUGUAGGAGUUCUUUAUAUAUUUAGAAACAAAUCUCUUA